AUGUCGGCUCAUCAGGGCGGGCCGAGUGCCCCCGGCGGUCGUUUCGGCCAUGCCUCGAAGCCGUCGAACAGCGACACCGGUUUCUCUCAUGGCGCCUUUACUUCCAACAUUAGCGGUUUUGCCGAUAGACACCCUCGCCGUGGGAACAUUCCCACCAUCAACACCCAACCUAUCCAACAUCAUCACCAGGCGCCUACCAAUGGCGCCGACUUGACCACCCCUGGCACUGCGUUCGACAUGCAGUUCACUCCUCUUCUGCCCUCCCAGUUGCUCCUAGGUAGCCCGUUCCAGCCCGGGACCCCUGCGGCCUUCGCGAGCCCCCACUUCCAGAACGUGAACACUUUUCAGCAGGCCCAGCAGCAGAGCCUUCAGCAGCAGCAGCAGCAGAAUGGCCCGUCAAGCCCGGUCCAGCAGAAUAUCUCGCCCCAGAUGUAUCAGUCCAUUGUGUCCCCUUCGGCCUACGGCGCCCCCCAGUUUUACGCGCCCCAGUCUCCGACCGGCUCGUUCAACAACGUGGGAGGUCAGAUGCAGGUGCCCAUGCAGCCGACUUCGCCCGUGUCGAUGGGCCCUGGCAUGGUCACCGGCACCAGCCGCACCGUCUACCUUGGCAACAUCCCCCCUGACACAGCUGCAGAGGAGAUCCUGGGCCAUGUGCGCAGCGGUCAGAUUGAGUCGGUCCGCCUGCUCCCGGAUAAGAACUGCGCUUUUAUCUCGUUCCUGGACGCCAGCUCCGCCACCCAUUUCCACUCCGAUGCCAUCUUGAAAAAGCUCUGCAUCAAGGGGCAGGAUAUCAAGAUUGGCUGGGGUAAGCCUUCGCAGGUCCCGACCUCGGUUGCUCUUGCCGUCCAGCAGUCCGGCGCGUCUCGCAAUGUCUAUCUGGGGAACCUGCCCGAGGACAUCACCGACGAGGAGCUGCGGGAGGACUUGGGCAAGUUUGGUGCCAUUGACACGGUGAAGAUCGUGCGCGAGAAGAACAUCGCGUUUGUGCACUUCUUGUCCAUUGCCAACGCCAUCAAGGCCGUUUCCCAGCUUCCCCAGGAGCCCAAGUGGCAGGCCCCCCGUCGGGUUUACUACGGCAAGGACCGGUGUGCCUACGUUUCCAAGACGCAACAGCAGAACGCCGCUCAGUACCUUGGCAUCGCCCCUGGCUACGCCCACAUGCUGACCGGCGCCGACCGCGAUCUCAUCUCGAACGCUCUGGCUCAGCAGUCCGUGGCGGCUGCUGCUGUGGCUACCACGGCCGGUGGCAUUGGCAAUUUGGGCAACCGGACCAUUUACCUCGGCAACAUCCACCCCGAGACCACUAUCGAGGAGAUUUGCAACGUGGUUCGGGGCGGCCUACUGCACCACAUUCGGUACAUCCCCGACAAGCACAUCUGCUUUGUGACCUUCAUCGACCCCACAGCUGCCGCGUCGUUUUACGCGCUGAGCAACCUCCAAGGCCUGAUGAUUCACAACCGUCGCCUGAAGAUCGGCUGGGGCAAGCACUCCGGGGCUCUCCCGCCUGCGAUCGCCCUUGCCGUCAGCGGUGGUGCCUCGCGGAACGUGUACAUUGGUAAUCUCGAUGAGACCUGGACUGAGGAGCGGCUGAGACAGGACUUCUCCGAGUAUGGCGAAAUCGAGCUCGUCAACGCCCUGCGGGAGAAGAGCUGUGCGUUUGUCAACUUUACCAAUAUUGCAAACGCGAUCAAGGCCAUCGAGGCAGUCAGGGGUAAGGAUGAGUACAGGAAGUUCAAGGUGAACUUCGGUAAGGACCGCUGCGGUAACCCGCCCAGGCAGAUGCAGCAGCAGCAGCAGCCGUCGCCCCGUGGCGACCAAGUCCCUUCCCCGCCGGGCAACGGCUCUACACCGAACGGCAACUCGCCCACCAACUCCAACGGCGCCUCUUCUGCGGCCUUGUUCAACAACGCUGGCAACCCGCUGACCAUGUACCUGAACCACGUUUCCCAGCAGGCGCAGCAGCAGCAGCAACAGCAGCACCAUGUGCUCGCCGCACAGCAGGCCGCUCUCUUUGGCACCGCCUCGUCAUCGCCCAAUGAGCCCGGACUGGCCCUCGAGGUCCCGCAAGGCCCCAUCUCGGGCCACCAGCAGUCGGCCAGUAUCUCUAACGGCUACAUCACCAACCCGUCCGCGUCGGGCGCGCCCACCAUUGGCGGCCUGCUCGCGCCGGGUAACUCGCGCGCCUCCCACAACCGCGCCGUCAGCCUGCCGGUCUUUGCCCCGUUCGAGAACGGCGGCACCAGCCCCAACAGCCUGCACGGCAGCGUCGGCGGUGACGGCGGCGAGCAGCGCCGUGGCCACCAGUACCAGGCUAGCUUCGGCGGCAUGGGCAACGGCUAUGGCCUGGCGAUCCAGGGGAAUCUGAACGGCUGGGUCGAGGAGGAAGUUGCCAACUGA
Messenger RNA from Chaetomium globosum CBS 148.51, 2397 nucleotides. RefSeq lists its product as uncharacterized. The record is from RefSeq and is a predicted model, not a curated record. The transcript has a single exon. Lineage: Eukaryota; Fungi; Ascomycota; Sordariomycetes; Sordariales; Chaetomiaceae. The coding region runs from base 1 to 2397 and encodes 798 amino acids. Gene Ontology annotation, cellular component: cytoplasmic stress granule. Gene Ontology annotation, molecular function: mRNA binding. Gene Ontology annotation, biological process: mRNA splicing, via spliceosome.